GGGUUUCUCAGAAACAACACCCAAUCAACAAUGGCGGAUUCCCAAAUCCCCCAAACCCUCCUUCUCCUUUCUUUCCUGAUCUUCAUCACAGCUUCUGCCUCCUCACAAGAUCAUACUAAUCAUGGCUUCCAAAUUCUCGACAUAUCUUCUUCUCUAAAGAUGACGCGAGAGGUUUUCUCCGCAAAAUCAUCUCAACCCUACGCCGAACAGCUCAGCUCCCUCGCCGGAAACCACUCCGCCGCCGGCGACGCGCCUCCGUCCUUCAGCUUCACUAUCCACCCUCGCUACUCUCUCCCGUUCGCCGACUCCCACGGCGGCAACUACACCGCCCUCUCCCUCGCCCGCCUCGCCCGCGACGAAUCCCACGUCCGCUCCCGCUUCUCCGGCGGUCUCGCCGGCGAUCAGCCCCGCCACCGCCGGAACCGCCAUUCCCGUUCCCAUUCUGCAAGUUAUUACAGAAAUUUGCAGUGCCGGCGGCAGCCUGAGCAGCAGCUCCGAUCGCCGCUCAUCUCCGGCGUCAGUUUCGGCAGCGGCGAGUAUUUCGCCAGAGUCGGAAUCGGCCGGCCGGCGGCGGAAUAUUACCUCAUCCUCGACACCGGCAGCGACAUCAGCUGGAUUCAGUGCAAGCCCUGCAUCAAUUGCUACCCGCAAACCGACCCGAUUUUCAACCCGACCCGAUCCACCACCUACCGGGUCAUCCCUUGCCGAUCCCCGACUUGCAGCGCCGCCGGAAUCACCCGCUGCAGCGUCGCCGGAAAUUGCCUCUACCAAAUACACUACGGCGACGGCUCCGCCACCGUCGGACAUUUAUCGGCGGACACUUUCACCUUCGGAGCCACCGGCACCGUCGCCAAUCUGACGUUCGGCUGCGGCAACGACAACGAAGGACUGUUCUCGAGCUCGGCGGGGCUGAUCGCCGUCGACAACGGGCCGUUGUCGGUGACGGCGCAGAUCAAAGCGACGUCGUUUUCGUACUGUCUGGUAAACCGCGAUUCCCAAUCGGUGUCGACUCUCGACUUCAACUCCGCCGCGCCGCCGGACUCGGUGGUGGCGCCGAUGGUCCGACACCCUAUACUCAGCUACUUUUACAUCGGCCUCGCCGGAAUCCUAAUCGGCGGCCGGCCGGUGGCGAUUCCGAAAUCGAUGUUCGAAAUCGAGGAGAGCGGGUGGGGCGGCGUGAUCGUCGACUCCGGCACGUCGGUGACUCGGUUCCACCCGGAGACCUACGCCGUGAUCAGAGACGCCUUCCGGAGCAUGGCGGCGCACCUGCCGCCGGCGGCCGGAGUUGCUUUGUUCGACACGUGUUAUGAUUUUUCGAGGAUGAAGACGGCGGACGUGCCGACGUUUGGGUUUGAGUUCUCGAACGGGCAGAAGCUGUCGUUGCCGGCGAGGAAUUAUUUGGUUCCGGUGGAUCACGGCGGGCGGUUCUGCUUUGCGGUGGCGGAGACGACGGGGCCGACGGCGAUCAUCGGGAAUGUUCAGCAGCAGGGGACACGUGUCACGUACGAUUUGGUGAAUAGGGUGAUUGGGUUUAGCCAAAAUAAAUGCUAGUUCAGUAGCAGUUAUGAAUAUA
Andrographis paniculata is the source of this 1573-nucleotide messenger RNA. Its product is annotated as protein ASPARTIC PROTEASE IN GUARD CELL 1-like. The transcript has a single exon. NCBI's taxonomy places the organism in Eukaryota, Viridiplantae, Streptophyta, Magnoliopsida, Lamiales, Acanthaceae. Gene Ontology annotation, biological process: proteolysis. The record is from RefSeq and is a predicted model, not a curated record. Gene Ontology annotation, molecular function: aspartic-type endopeptidase activity. Bases 31 to 1551 code for a protein of 506 amino acids.